ACACAGUCAGAGUUAUAACUUGGACCUGUUCACUGCUCUGAGAAGGCAAAAGAAGAAAGAGAGUCUCUUGUGUCAGAAGAGUGACUGCGGAUGAGUUCUAAAGUUCAGAAAAUAGAAUUAAAUGAUGGCCACUCCAUUCCUGUGCUGGGCUUUGGUACCUAUGCAACUGAAGAGCAUCUUAAGAAAAAGUCUAUGGAUUCCACCAAAAUAGCUAUAGAUGUUGGGUUCCGCCAUAUUGAUUGUUCUUACUUAUACCAAAAUGAAGAAGAAAUAGGCCAGGCCAUUCUAAGCAAGAUUGAAGAUGGCACUGUGAAAAGGGAAGAUAUAUUCUAUACUUCAAAGCUUUGGUCAACUUCCCAUCGUCCAGAGUUGGUCAGACCCAGCUUGGAAUGUUCACUGAGGAAACUUAACAUGGACUAUGUGGACCUCUAUCUCAUUCACUUCCCAGUGUCUCUAAAGCCAGGGGAUGAGCUGUUUCCGUGGGAUGAGCAUGGAAAGUUACUACUUGACACAGUGGAUCUCUGUGAGACUUGGGAGGCCAUGGAGAAGUGUAAGGAUGCAGGACUAGCUAAGUCCAUCGGGGUGUCCAACUUUAACCGCAGGCAGCUGGAGAUGAUCCUGAACAAGCCAGGGCUCAAGUACAAGCCUGUGUGCAACCAGGUAGAAUGUCAUCCUUAUCUGAACCAGAGCCAACUGCUGGAUUACUGCAAGAUGAAUGACAUCAUUCUGGUCGCCUAUGGUGCCCUGGGAACUCAGAGAUACAAAUAUUGUAUUAAGGAGGAUACCCCAUUUCUCUUGGAUGAUCCAGUUCUUUGUGCCAUGGCAAAGAAGUAUAAGCGGACUCCAGCCCUGAUUGCCCUUCGCUACCAGCUGGAGCGUGGGGUUGUGGUCCUGGCCAAGAGCUUCAGUGAGGAGCGCAUCAGAGAGAACAUGCAGGUCUUUGAUUUCCAAUUGGCUUCAGAUGACAUGAAAAUUUUGGAUGACCUGAACAAAAAUCUUCGGUACUUUCCCGCUGAUAUGUUUAAAGCUCACCCUAACUUUCCAUUCUUUGAUGAGUAUUAGCAUGGAUGCCUUUGCCACCAGUUCUGUUAGAAGCUAUUUUGUGUGAUGUUGGAAUCUCGGAUUCAGAUAGCUGGACACAUACCUCCUCCCCAUGCUGCUUAGCAACGCACCCCUGUAUUGACCUAUAACAGAACAUCUUGGAGCAAAAUCACUA
Acomys russatus (golden spiny mouse) is the source of this 1216-nucleotide messenger RNA. Its product is annotated as aldo-keto reductase family 1 member C18. The transcript is spliced from 9 exons. Gene Ontology annotation, molecular function: bile acid binding; androsterone dehydrogenase [NAD(P)+] activity; ketosteroid monooxygenase activity. The record is from RefSeq and is a predicted model, not a curated record. Gene Ontology annotation, cellular component: cytosol. Bases 91 to 1062 code for a protein of 323 amino acids. Gene Ontology annotation, biological process: daunorubicin metabolic process; prostaglandin metabolic process; progesterone metabolic process. Lineage: Eukaryota; Metazoa; Chordata; Mammalia; Rodentia; Muridae.